AUGUCAGGCAACCCCACCCGAGAACUGCCCCGGAAGAGGUCACCUGCUGCACUUGAUAUCAGACGGAAUAGCCCAGCCUCCUAUGUGUCAUCUGGAGCAAUCCAUAGAGGUGCUCAUCCGACAAGCAGACCUGUGCAACGCGUCAUCGAAAAGUCCAGACUGCAGUUCGAACGCACGUUGACUGCAAGUCGUGAACCAGCAAGAUGGACAAGAUCAUCGUCGUCGCCUAUCGUUGUCAGUAGCAUCUUCACUGCUGCCGGCAUCGUCGAUGGCAUCGACGCCAUCUCACCCUCACCUAGCAUCGCCCUGGUUACCACCCUCAUCGUCAAGUUCUUCGUCUGGGGUGACUGUGCUUUGCUCGCCGAGCUCAACGUUGCUCCCGAUGUAAUACCACCACCGACACUAUGGCUCCUCACGCUGCCAACGUUCAUGUUCCUGGUCCUGCGGGGCCAUGCAACAGAAGGCCCAACAAACCCAGCAGCAAGCCAUGACGGACUGGAGCAGGUGAUGGACGGGAAUGCCCGGUAUGCCGGGCACAUCCAGCCACAACGCUGUGGUUUCAACAACUCCAACCAAAGACUGUUCCCCGUUCCAUGGCCCAGCGACGUCCCCAAGCAGCAACAACUGUCAAUCGACCCAACCCCUCUCGUCAUCGUUCCCUUCCUCUUCUUCUUCGUAACCUUCUUCGGCCUGACCUUGUUGGCUACGAGCAAGCACAUGCACCACGCUCAUAAGCUGGGCGUCCUAUACGUCGUAGGUUCCGUAACCCGCAAAUGGUUGGAUCAGGCAAAGGCCCUUGAACAGCCCACCGCCCUCGGUGCUCAGGAUUCACCUGCGGCGCCCAUACGUGCUGGACGACACGCGCGGUUUGAGGUCCAAUCAACGGCAACCCCGACUAUGACAACCGUCCCCGCGUAA
Molecule: messenger RNA, 918 nt
Organism: Neurospora hispaniola
Lineage: Eukaryota; Fungi; Ascomycota; Sordariomycetes; Sordariales; Sordariaceae
Exons: 6
Coding region: 1-918 (305 amino acids)
Source: RefSeq, a predicted model, not a curated record